Molecule: messenger RNA, 12522 nt
Organism: Porites lobata
Lineage: Eukaryota; Metazoa; Cnidaria; Anthozoa; Scleractinia; Poritidae
Source: the annotation of a GenBank genome assembly
GUGAGGAAAAACAGUAAGAUGCCGAUUCAGGUGAAGGAUUUUGUUUGGGAAGAAACAGAUGAAACGGUUUUGAUAACUGUUCCUUUGAAAGGAGUACCAAUUAAAAGAGUGGAUAUAUUUUCUGUUGAUGACUAUAUCAAGGUAUGUUAAUUAACCAGUGGUUUAAUGUAAAACACUCCUUAAAGAUAUCUUUAACAACAAAUAGCAACGCAUACAAUACAGUAUAUGAUUUCGACUGUUUAACGGAACUAAGCAUUAGUUCGUGUGUCAGUUUACUGUGAAACUCGCACAACCGUGCACAUCGGAAAUAUUUUCUGAAGUGCAGCCCCUAGUGGCAAAUGUUAUUGGCCUAUUGCUGUUAUGUACCAGUCAAAUCCAACUGGGACCUCCCCCCCACCCCCACGCGGGGCAUUUGCCUACCUUGUCAGUCCGGGGGGUGGGGCAUUAACAAAUUUUGUGUGGCCUAGUUGCCUACCCCAGGGCAACCCAGCUUUUGACACGCGUGGUUUCCUAUCCUAAUAUAACGAAACAUGAAGGAUUUUACUGGAAACACAAGAAGAGUCAUCUAUCAAGGACGUGAAGUGGUUAGGCUUAGGGUUGGGGGCGGGGGGCUGGGCAUAGACAGAUUUGACCGAUGUAUUUAUAUCUGUAACCCCUGGUUGAGGACUUAUAUAUCUUUUCUCCUCACCCUUGAAGGAUUCCAUAAAAUUGCAUUCACCCCUCAAGACUUCCUUAAAAUAUAGGGUCUACCCCCAAAGAAUAUGGGUUACCCCUGAUGAAUUUUGUGAAAAAGUGAUUUUCCCCUUUUUGCCCCUGAAGAUUUUGUUGAAAAUUAAAGCCUCAUUACUCAAAAUAACAAAGUACAACUGUAGACUGUGUCAGUGGUGUUCAAUGUGAACAGUCUCUAGUGCAAGUGAGAAUCAGUUGGUCAUGUUGCAUUUCCUUCACUUAUUUUUAACUGUUUACUACCCUUUCCAUUCGAAAAUUUCACCUGGUCAUUAAAAUUUUUGGUGUUUCCUUUAAAAAGGUAAUAAGUUAUUGUUACUACAAAUUUAUCUUUUUAGAUGAUUAACGUAAUGAUGUUGUCAAAGCAUUUAUGGAAGUAGUAAUAAAGUAUAAGCGUAACUGAAGCUGUUCUUUGCUGAUGUUUCCCAACUCUGAAACAUGUUAAAAAAUCUCAGCAUUGAUAAAAUCAAUAACGCUGAUAAAAUUCAGUGAAGAUGAUCCAAAAUUGAUAAUAUUGUUAUUGGUUGGUCUCACUAUUUUCCCCUACCAACUUUUAUUGACUAUUAAUCCAGUUAAUCAGCUUUUAUCGAUUGCUAUCAAAAUAAUGUUAUCAAUUAUGUUGAUAAUAAUGCCUAAUGCAUCCAACUUAGCUCAUAAUUUUAUAGCCAUAAUACCAAAAGGUGAACAUAAGUAGCCCUACUGUGAAAUGAAAAGCUAAAAAGCUAGGUUUUUAUACAGUGAAAGAGAGUUUGUGGUUAAAAUCCACACCCAUAAUUUUAUAGAGGAAUGGUAUGCAAAAUUCCCUUGUCCAAGAGAUUUUGAAUAUUCUUGUCAGAGGAUUCCAGACUCAUGGGACUUUGUGUUUUGUAUGCGCUAAGAACAUUGUUUGCUAAUAUUCUACAGGUUAGCUAUCCUCCAUAUUUAUUUGAAGCCUUCCUUUAUGAUGAAGUAGAAGACACCAAGAGUAAGGCAACAUUUGGCAAUGGGAUUAUAACAUUUCAUCUUGUAAAAAGGAGUCCAGUUCAGUGGAAUCACCUACUAGCUCCAGAGUCUGAGGACAAAGAUUUCAUGAAAAGAAGAAGAGAAGAAGCUAUCAAUAAAGCACAUGACAGAGCCAAGAAAGAAAAGGAACAAAAAGCCGCAGAAAAACGGGAACAGGAGAAAGUUGCACUAAGAGAGCAGAUGAAGGUAAAUAAUGCAAGGGUUACAUACAAUGUAUAGCAGGGUUUUAAACAAUAACAGAAAAAUAUUAAUAUUAUUCUUCAUCUUCGACUCCUUCGUGAAGCGAUGAUAAGUACUACUUGUGAUGUCAUCAACAGAGAUAGCUGAUGCUUCAAUAGGUCCAGCAGCUCCAUUGUAACCAGUUAUGUUCAGAUUGAGGACACUAUCAUAUGUAGGUCUGCAGUAGCUGUCACAACCUGAUGCGGAGAUCUUCAGGCAGGAUGUUGUCAGGUUCAGUUCACAUGCUAGUUGAAAAGGGGAGGGAAUUCUUGGGUUUUACCGGCUGUCACACACUGGGGAGAGACGGGUCGGGGGAAGGGGAUGAUGUCUCUUCUGUAGGUAGGAUCUUACUGAGGUGUUUGUGGUGACCAAUGAGUUUAGGUUCUUUUUGGUGGGGACAGCUUCCAGGAUUUGGGGCUCAGGCCAGGUGGAAGUAGGUUUGGUAUGUUUGGGUAUUGGGGUGUCUGUGUGUGGUUGAAGAGUAAGGGGGGACGUCCAGCUCUACAUAAUCACCGGAUGACCUCGGAGUCUUGAAUGUAUACACACUUGGCACUUAGCAGGGCAAACAGAGAUGUCAUUGGCGAUAAGAAUGGGUGUGCCUGCAAGGACGUCUACAUCUAAGCCAUCGACAACAAGGGCGUCAAGAGCAUGUUGUUUGUCAGUGCAAGAUAAGAUAAGGCAAGUCUCACCAAUGACAGCUACAGGAGUCAGACCAUUGGCUUGAAAGCUUGCUGGGAAGACUUAGUGUUUGGUGCGCCGAUGGAACAGGCUAGAGAAGACUAGAUCAUGCUAGUCUCUAUACCUGUUUUGAGGGUGAGCUGUGUUAGUUAAUGCCUAUAGAAGGCUUUGAAAAGAGGUGACUGUUUAGUGCUGAUGGUCGUGACGUGAGACCAACAUGAUGGGUGCUCAUCUUCAUCUGUGAAGAGAGGAGGUGAAUAAUCCAUGUAGUCAGGAUCUUUGUUGUCAAGAGUAGACAUAAAGUGAGACCGAGACAGAUAAGUAUGAUCCUCAGGAGGUAAAUAAGGGUAAGAGCUGAGGAAGGGUUGGUCAUUGCAACUGGCCUGUUGGCAAAGUGGGCAGGACUUUGGUCGCUUGGUAAGAGCCCAUGGCUGUGGAGAAUACUCAUGCGAAGGGUGAGGCAGUGGCUGUCUGAACCUCAACACUGUGGUGUGGGUGGUAUUGCGAAUUUCCUUGAGAAUAGAAUCAAAAACCUGGGAAAUUUUAGGCUUCAGGGAAGCCAUAAUCUUGGAUCUUAAUUCAGUGCUGUUUUAUGAGUGCGGGAAUGUCAAUGUGUAUGAGUUUUAACCAAGUUAAAACAACCAUAUUUUCAAGGGUGGGAGUCAGAAGUAAUGUUUGCACCAUGGUGAGUUAUGGGGCUGUUGGCAACAAGUAAGUUAUCUUCAGUGAAGGACAUUAAAUCCUGAAACAAAUCUUAGGGGUGUUCUUUAACUCUAAUUUGAUGUUGGAGAAAUCUAGGAAGUGUGCACCAGUAGACUGGAAGCCGUAGUGGAGCAAAACUUAGCUAUCGGAGCAAAACUUAGCUAUCUGGCCCAACAUGAGUUCAAGGUAUAAGUUUUUCUGAAGGGCAGUUCAUCGGUGAGUGGUAGGAAUACCUUCACCAUCAGGCUCAAGUCCUCUGUUGGGAGCAGUGGAUGACUUUUUCAGCCAGGUAAAACUGUCAGCUAAAAAUGGGGCAAAAUUAGCAUUGAGAGAAAGGGAAUAUUGCAGAUUCUGUCUCCAAGCUUUGAAUGUAGUAAUGGUUUCAUUCUGUGUGAGGGACCACUGCUUUGGAGCUCUAUUAAGGCCAAUUUAGAUGGUACCAUUUUUGCUUAUGACUAUCAUGCACGACUAGCAUAUGCCACAACUUCAUGUCAGAUCAUGUCUUGUAAAUUAGACCCACAACAUCCAUACGACACGUGUGGAUGUCGUAAGUGAAAAUUGUGCAUGUGUGGGUGGUGGAAAGUUGUGGCGUAUGCUAGUCAUGCCAAUAGUCAUAAGCAACAAUUGUACUGUCUAAAUUGGCCUUUACAAUUCAUGGUUUGACGAUACGAAACAACAGACAAGAUGGAUGCGAUGCAAACAAAUGAGAAGAGGAAAACCACUAACACGUUGCCGCAGGAACUGCUUGCUGGCAUUACUUGUAGAGGAUGAACAAGUCUUUGCAAACAUACUCAAAAUGCAACAGACUUUUUUCCAGGUCACAUUCCGCAGGCCUUUCAGAGUACACUUCAGUGUGCUACAGAUGAAUUUAUUUAACAGAAAUUAACUGUUUCCUUGCCUUGAUAUUACUUUUGAUGUGCUUUCUUAGAUCUAGGGAAAACUGUUUGGAAUACUAAGCCUUUGAUAAAACAGUGACCUUUGGAAUUAUAAUACCUGUAAAAGAAUCUUCCCUUGCUCAAAUGCGAUUACAACAAACUCAACAGAGAUACAAUUGUAAAAAGUCAGGUUAUUUCAACUGGCAAAUUAAGGGCGUUUCUUAGUGUUGUGGAAACUAUUGUUGGUUUAAAUUGUUCUGGGUGUGGGUAUUGUUUGGUGUCUUAAAUUCCGUCUUUUGUAAUGUCCUUCGGUGAUCGCACCUAGCUGUCCGCAACACCAAGAAACUAACAAAAUUAAUUUCACUGAGACUCUUGCCUCCUGGACAUUCUGUUGAAAAAAUACAUAUCCUUCACUUUCAAUACAUUCAAAUAAAUUAUAAACAUAAAUAUUCAAAAAUACAAAAUUCAAAAUACAUUCAAAUAAGUUCCAAAAAUUUCAAAAUACAUUCAAAUCAAGUUCAAGAAUUUGUCCUUCACUUUCCAUAAAAUAAUGUACUCACACCCAAAAAGCUGUAUGUUUGUACUGGAAGGGAAAGCAAGGUGAGAAGAUUCAGAGGUGCAUGCAGAGUUAGAGUUGAAAACAGAGUUUUUCUUUUUUUCUCUCUUUUUUUGACCAGCUUAACAAGCUGCAGAUGAGAUUUUUCUGAAAUAGCAAAAUCUACUUGUAGUGAAUAUUUCAGUACAAAUACACCUCCAUUAUUGUAUUUUGUAUAUUUGCAGGUUAUAAUUUCUUUUAAUGUAUAUGUUAUUGUUAAUUGCCAGAUAGAACAGGAAGAAAGGGCCAAAAUUGAUGCCAUAAAGGAAGAGGAACGUAAGAAAGCAACAGAGGCAAUUGAAAGAUGGAAAGAGAAUCAAAAAUUGCAUGUUACUCAAGAAAUAGAAACUUCAAAAGAAGUUCAUUUAGUUAUGGAUGAUAACAAGGACAGUGAACUGGAAUUCAAAGAUGAGAAACCUGAUAUUAAGGAGACAAAAGUUGUUGAAAGUGAUGGUGAAACUCAGAUGAUGACAAGCUAUAAGCCCGCUGUAAAAGUGCAACCAUCCCAUAAUAACAAAAGGACAACUGGUAUGUUUUCAAAUAUUUUAUUAAGAUCCAGAAUGUGCAUUUAAAUCAUUUAUUAAAACAUGAUCCUUUUUUUUUUGUUUUCCCUCUUGUCAUUAUCUUCUUUCUCCUGGGAUCCUUUACAUAAAACCUGAACUAAGACACCUAUUAUUAAUCUGUUACAGGUGCACUUACAGGCAUUUUGCAUAGAACCGUAGUUGUACUUAAAGAAGAGUAACACAUGCAUGAAAGAUGUUUGGCAGUAUAGCUUGAGAAAACAGCUGACAUUUGGUGACGCUACCACUGGUUUCCCUGCCAAAUAACUUCUGUGAAACAAGCGCAGAAAUUUCAUACUGAUGAUGUGUCACUACCCAGGUCUGGGUAGGGCUUCUGAUUGGUCAAAUCAAGUUUUCUCCACAGCACAACCAAUCAGAAGCACUACUCAGAUCUGGGUAGUGACACAUCGAAUUUCUGCUCUCGUUUCUCAGAGGUCAUUUGGCAGGGAAACUGGUGGUAGUGUCUCCAAAUGUUGGCUGUUUUCUCAGGCUAUUGACAGUGUUGAUAACAGCGAUUGUUACUGCUUCCAGUGCCAAGAAAAAAAAAUAUGACUCAAAAAAUUUGAAAACAUUUAGUAGGUGGUCGAUUGACGGUGACCAUUUCACCGUUGAAACUGCAGAUAAUAAUAAUAAUAAGACAUUAAUAAUAUUUAUAAAGCGCCCUUUCCCAAGGGUCCAAAAGGUGCUUUAUGCAGUUAAAAUUUAAAAAGUGCAAUCAAAGUUUAAAAUUUAAAAACCACAAGGAAAAAAAAUAAUAUAAGAUAUAAAAGACCACAGUCACAUCAUUAAUAAUAUUAAAAGGGCGCAUCUAAAAAGAACAGUUUUCAGCUGUCUUUUAAAAAUGUCCCAUGAUCCAGCAUCUCUAAUAUGCUGAGGAAGACUGUUCCAAAGAAGUGGUGCAGCAACAGAAAAAGCAUGAUGGCCAUGACUAUUGAUGUUAAAAGCUGGUACAGCAAGUAGAUUCUUCUUUGAAGACCUAAGAUCCUGUGCAGGGAUGUAACUAUGAAGAAGAUUUUUAAUAUACAGUUGUAAGCAGGAGCCAGUCCAUGGAGAGUAGGUAACGAUAAGUAUCUUAAAUUCAAUUUGGAGAUCAAUCGGGAGCCAUCAUAAAAUAGAUGAUUUUUUUAAUGUCUGAAAUAAUAUAAAAUUAAGUAAUAUAGGCAAAAAUUUAUGGUACAAAUAUAUUUCACUCACAUCACAUGCGGUUUCGAACCAAUACUCGUCAGUUUUUUCUGUUAAAAUAACGUAUUUUUUAAAAUGUUUCCUAAAUAAUACAGUAAAAUUAUGCUGACCCACAAUGGGAUUAACAUGUCAUGUAAGCCCCUCUAGUCAUGUGAUGCAAAAAACAGCCAGUUUGCCCAACAACACAUUACAGCUGACAGCACACUUGUUCUGCACCCUACAAAACUGCUUUGCUGGGAAAAUUCACAGUUUUUGCACUGUGAACUCUGUACCUAACAUACUAACCUGAGAUUAGUAGCUUUCAUAUACAUGCUGAAAUUUUAUGAAGAGUCUAAUCAAGGGGUACAGGCAAACCUACCAUGCUGGGCAAACUCAAGAUUUUUGCACUUUAAGCUCUGCACCAAUCACAACUUCAUUUCUGUCUGUUGACUUAAUUUGUGUUGAAAUAAAGUAUGUAAUCAUUAUUUUACACACCUUGAUUUUCCCAUCAUUUUUAAACAUGAGUUUAAAACGUAAAUCAGUAAGUGGGUAACGUAGCACAUUAUAAGAUACCAGUAGUAUAAAUUAAGCAGAAAACCUUUUCUUUCUCCUCUUACUUAAAAUCUCAGUGGUAAACCUCACUAACAUGCAGGCCCUAUAUAUAUAGGUCCUGUAAAUUUGUGUACUUUUGUUUCCACCAAAAAACCUUUUUUUACAACACUUACAGUUUCUGUUGCAUAAACAACAAUAAUAGUUUGACUUACUUCAUAAUAUUGUUAGUGCAAUCCUCAUUCAAAGUUGACCACAUUAUUUUAUGCAACUCCGGAAGAUUUCUUUUGAGGUACAGUGUCCUUCAGUGGGUGAAUUCAGUCCAGUGCAGUGUAAGGAACAGCACUUUCCACUGAAAGUUAAAAAAUGACUAGACUUAGAUAUGGCUGACAGCAUGCAGUUAUUGGCAGUGACGACAAUAAGAACAGUAAAAAACUAAUAGGUUUGGAAUUUUAUUUAGCAAAACAAAACUUUGCAUGUGUGUCAUGCUUUUUUGUUUAUUUUUCGCAUACUUGCACUACCAGAACACUGUUGUUGUUGAGGCUCCCUAUUAAUAGUUGAUGGACAUCAUCAUUUUAGGCAAGAAGAAAGAGAUGUUUGACAAACCAGUUCCAGAACCCAGAUCAGGUGGUUCUAUUUCAGUAUCCUUUACACCAAGAGUUUUCAAAACAGCAGCCAGGGAAUCUAAAGCACCAGAGGAGGAAGAGGUAGGUUUACAACUUCUUCAACCAAUGCUGACAAUAAUAACAUUCUAAUAAACAAAUUAAGAGCAAUAGUAAUUGGUAAUCUCGUAAAGAACAACUUGCCACAACCUUAGAUCAGUUUACUUAAGUUGACAGUAAAACUAACGAAGGUAAAAAGGUAAAGCAACCAUAUUUUACGUUGAUAACUCUUGACAGUGAUAACUGAUAUGUCUUCUGAUAUGUCGUCGUCAUUGACAGUCUACUGGGCUCACUCACUAGAUGUUGCUUUAAGCAUCUAUAAGCCAAUUUUUUAGAUACUCAAAACUCUCUUUGCAUUCACGUACGUCGUAAACUCAACUGGGUGAAAGGGAGCUUGAAAAAAUUAAUAAGUCUUGUCCAUGAUCCUACCAUUUGUGAUAAUGAUUAACCCACUGCCAGAGUGAGUUAUGGAGCUCGUAAUCAAGGUUAUAUCUUGUCUUUUGAGUCUGUGGACAAAAUCCACUUGUGAGGCAAUGAAGGGAGAAUCUGACCAUAUUAUCACAAAACUUCGUGUGAGCAUCAAAGACAACAAAAACUAACUGCAAAGUAAGUUUCAUUGGCUUUUAUUUUAAGUAUUUCUACAAAUUUUAGGAUCAUACAUGUAAAUUCACCCCAUACAAACACUACAAUUUUACAGGAUUUGUACUGUCACAGAGCCUGGGUUGCCUGUGCUUUCACAUGGUGUUUGUUUUUCAACAUUUUACAAAAUGAAAUUUACCAAUUUUGCUGAAUUUUGACCUUGGCCACCUUUGGCAGUGAAAGAGUUAAAAAGUUAGAACUAUUUUUUCAGGCUCUUUGCCAACCACUUCUGUUGAUCAUAUUGAUGUGAAAAGAUUCCAAUUUUGUUUUUUAACAUAGCGUACAUGUAUGUUUCUGACUUAAUCAGAAGACAUGUAGGGUAGGCUCAUCCUCCUACUUUUGUAUUAUUCUCAACAAUAUUUGCUUUAAGUAAGUUUUACAAAGCUCUGAAAUAUAUCUUUGCUUUUAACAGUGGCUUAAAAAAAUGGCAAGUGCAGGUCGCAAAACGGAUUACACAAACAGUGAUGCUAUUGAUAUGGAAGAAAUGAAUCCAAUAUGGCUAAAAGACAAAGGAAUGUAAGCUUACCCUCUCAUAAAAAUAUAUAAGAGACACUAAAAAAGAAUGGUGGUUAUACAGUCAAUCCUCCACUAAACAACAACCCCCCAUAAUGUGCACCCGAAAAUGAACAGCAAGCGGUUGGCACUGCAAUUUCACCACCUACAUUGUUCGCUUACCAUACUUAACACCUCCCAUAAGGGGACGCCUAGCCUGGUCCUGCAAGCCAGAUAUAUGAAAGGAAUUCUGUGUUCUGAUUGACUUUCCAAGCAGGGAAGGUAAACAAACCCUUGGAAUUACCAACUUCAUUCGAACAGGAACAAUUUUUCUUUUGGCCAUGUCACAAAUCCUUUUUUAGGAAAAGGUUGUUUAUUCAAUAAACUGGGGUUAGUAUGAUCCUUUUUUGUCUUUUUUGAAAUUGACCAAUAUCCAACCAUCAUCUUGACCUUAAUAUGCUUGUGAUGCUUGGACUAUAAUGAAAAUAUCCUGGACAUUUUUGAAAAGCUCAUGGCAUCUCUACCGAGUAGAAAUCUCCUGUACAGUGUUAACCUAAGAUCAGGCGUUAUUAUUAUUAUUAUUUUUUGCUUCUUUGCUCCUUUGGCUCGAAAACAGAUUAUAGAGACAAAGGGAGAGGGCAUGAUCGCAGGCUAGUACAGUGUAUACAGUGGAAGCUCUCCUAACAGACACUCUGCUUACGGCCACCUUUAAGCUACCUUUAGAAACCCCUGUUUUCCUCAACUCCCAAACAAACUCUGUAUUUUUACAUUCCCGUAAGCGGCCAGCUCCAGUUACGGACACCUUUUUCCCGUCCCGAGGGUCCCGAGGGUGUACUCUCACAAGAGCUUCCACUGUAUUGCAGCUACGUAAAAGAAUACUGAUACAUACAGUUUUCUUACUGAUUUAAUUUUUACAGUGGAUUUUACAAGGUUGGAAAUUAUGUGGCUGCCAUCAAUGCAUUUACCGCAGCCAUUGUGUUGGAUGGUUCAAUUCCAUCGUAUCCUUUGAGUACAAGCCUUUAUAUUACACUGUUGAGAAAAUGCCGAAGCAGUACCCUGUUUGAGCAAUAAAAAAAACCACUUUGGAUCUGCAGGUCCAGGUUCAAGCCUUUCCUUACCAAGCCUUGCAUUGUCUCCUUGGACAAGAACAGACUUAUAAUGGGCUGUCUCAGUGACGUACAGCUGGGGAUGGUGAUCCUGUGAUUGUCUAGAAUCUCUUCAGGGGAGAAACAGCGGUAAUAAUUAUGUACUCCCAGGUACCCCAUGCUGCAGAAACUGGGUUAAGGGCUCCAGCCUUGUAGGCCUGUGGCCCCAUGAGCGCUUUCUUUACCUUUCAUCAUCACUAUCAUCAUCGCCGUCGUCAUAAUCAUCAUAAUCAUUAUCGUAAUAAAUAGAACAUUACAUGGCCGCUUGGGCAAAUGAAAUUUUCUUUCUCUUGUUGAAAACUGUCUGACUCGUUCGCUGUGCUCACUUUUGAAAUAUUUUUCAACUCUCGAAGAGAAAUUUCUGCGCGGCCAUGUAACAUCCCCUAUAAAAUGAUACUGAAUGUGUUUUUUUGCCUGUGAAGUGUUUUUCUUAAUUUCACUCAGAUUAUACUCAAACAGGGCGGCUUGUCAUCUUCAGUUAAAACAAUACAAAGAAUGUGCACAAGAUUGCACUAGUGUAAGAUUCCAUCUCCUGUUUGUGAUAAUCAAUAACGGCCAUUCUUGUGGUUUCUGUAUUCUUACGACUUCCAUAGGCGUACGGACAAUUUUCGGCCAGGGGGGGCGGUAGACCAUUUGCCCAAAAAAUUCUUGCAAGUUGCCCAAAUUUUUACAAAACAGUCGAAAAGAAACGAGGGCUAUACGAUGCAACAACAUAGGCCGUACUGGCAUAUGAAAGUGGCUCGAUACAGUUUUUCAGGGUCAAUACCUACUAAGUUUGAGCAUAAACUACGUCGCCAUAAAUAAACAUUUGGAAACAUUGCCACCACAGUUGUAUUAGAUAAAGAUGAAAAUAUGUCGUGAUCUGGGUUGCAAUGACAUCGGAGUUGUCAAAGCAACGAACUGACGCCAUUACCUAUUAUACUUGUAGCAUUAUUUCUCACUGGGAAAUCAUUCUCGGGAGCUUUUUCCUCCAAUAGUCGCCUUGAUAUUCGUGAAGUUAAAACGGAAUCUGUAAGAGCGUUAUCGGGAUAUUUUGGGAUAAAGUUUUUAUCGUCAGAAAUACAGUAAAAAAAAGGAAAAUUUUGAUGUUUAGCCGUUAUCUGUAGAAAACGAAGCGCUUUUGACAUGCAAUUUCACCUUAUAGUAGUUCCAGUCUUUUUAAAAACGUGUGUGAAUUAUUUCAGAGUUAAUUCUGGUCAAUUGCUACAAAGAAGGAUUUGAUUAGUAUGUAUCAUGGCGCUCUUGUUAGCGGUUUUGUAAAAAUUUCGGUCUACUUUAACAAAUUAGUGAAUAAUUUAAAACGCUUGAUAGGUUUUUUAAAAAAAUUAAGAUUCUUCUCGUAUUAAACUGUGAAUUAGUCAGCCACUUCUUCACUUUCAGACCCAUUGCUGAUGCUAUCUGCCACACUCUGUUCUGCGAGCAGAGAUGAUUCUAGAAAUGAAGUUAGGCGGAAGUUUAUUGUAAUCAAUUCACGAUUGGAAAUAGCCCAUUGCAGUGAAGCGCCUAACGAUAAAAAAAAAAUCAGCAUAUGAUACCCUUCCCUUAUAACCAGAAACUCAUCUCGUGCUUGGCAACCACUGUCUCGUGUGAAUGUAACUGGAUUAUUACGCCGACUUCAGGUUAAAAUAGAAAAUAUUUAUCUCUUCAAAACACUAGUAAAAAACAUGGAAACGUCUUUAAAAGCUGGCUUUGCCCAAAUUUUCUCUUGCUGCCCAAAAAUUCUGAGUUGCCCAAAAAUUUGGGGUGGCUGCAGCCCCCCUCGCCCCCCGGCCCGUACGCCUAUGACGACUUCAAUUUGAAUCAUCAUCGUUAUUAUAAACUUUUUUCAGGCAUUAGAGCUCCUGGUCCCUCCAGUUCAAGCUAACUCUUCAUCCAGGUGUAAAGCUUAUGUUAGAAGAGGGACGGCGUUCAUGCAGAUGGAGGAAUAUGUGUUAGGUAAUUAGCUAAAAAAUAUAUUUUUUGACAAAAUGAGAAAACACUUUUGCCUGCGGAAACGUUCAAACAAGCAGUGCAGUGAUUGUCGAGUUUACAGUUUGUUCCAGAUGUUAAAAAUGAGCGUAUUUCCUAUCCGGCCUUCUUGUGUAUAUGACACUUUCAUUGUAAAUAAGUACAGGAUAAGUAUUAUAUGGCCGUGCGGAGAUACGAAGUAUUUUUUUAACACAAAAAGAGAAAUUUCGUAUCUCCGCUCGGCCAUGUAAUAUCCACGCAGUAUUACACACUCAGAUCUUUCCGCUGAACACUUGCAUCAGACAAGAUCGUGAUUAUCCAACAACUUUAGCCCACUCAUCGUGUACUAAAAUUAACAGUGAAACAGUAGACCUUCCUCUCAGGGACCCACGAUACACCCGGUCACAUACAGUCAUUUUCGAUGAUCAGUUUAUUUGCAUGUGUCAAUAUCCUUUGUAUAUCUUUACAGCUCUUGAAGACUACGAGUCAGCUCUAAAACUUGACCCCCAAAACGCGGACCUACGGAGAGACUCAGACAGAAUACGGAAUAUCAUUCAGGGAACCACGUAG